Molecule: messenger RNA, 1473 nt
Organism: Homalodisca vitripennis (glassy-winged sharpshooter)
Lineage: Eukaryota; Metazoa; Arthropoda; Insecta; Hemiptera; Cicadellidae
Exons: 2
Coding region: 1-1473 (490 amino acids)
Cellular component (GO): nucleus
Molecular function (GO): DNA binding
Source: RefSeq, a predicted model, not a curated record
AUGGGGUACAAAAAACCUAGACUGAUAUUUUCGGCUGAACAAGAAAAACAACUCUCUGAUUAUGCUGUUCAGGCAGCGAAAAUAUUUUAUGGUAUCAGUCCAAAAGAAAUGAGGAAUAUAGCUUAUGAAUUUGCUAUUGCCAACAAAGUUCCUGUCCCUGAGAAUUGGGUUGCUAAUAGGCAAGCCAGUAAUGAUUGGUUUACAAAGUUUAUGCAGCGCAACGAAAAUGUUUCCAUUCGAGUUCCUGAGGCCACCAGCUUAAGUCGUAGUACAAGCUUCAAUAAACAUAAUGUCGAUCUGUUUUUUCAAAACCUGGAGUUAGUGUUGAAUCAAAACAAAUUUACAGCUAAUGACAUUUGGAAUAUUGACGAGACAGGGACUGGAACUGUUCAAAAACCGGUGAAAAUUAUCGCACAGAAAGGCGAGAAAAGAGUUGGAGGUAUGACUUCAGCCGAGAGAGGGACUAAUGUGACUAUGGUUCUAGCUGUAAAUGCAGAGGGAAAUUCAGUUCCUCCAAUGUUUUUAUUCCCUAGAAAGUUUUACAAGGAUCAUUUUGUACGUGAUGGACCAGUAGGUUGCUGUGGCACUGCUAAUCCAAGCGGUUGGAUUACAGGCCCUGACUUUUUGUUUUACAUGAAACAUUUUGUCAAAAAGGUUAGGUGCUCAAAAGAAUCACCAGUGUUGGUGUUGCUCGACAACCAUAGUGCUCAUCUGCAUAUAGACGUUCUUGACUAUUGCAAAGAGAAUGGCAUUACUCUCCUGUCGUUUCCUCCCCACACAACAAACAGACUUCAACCACUCGACGUCUCUGUUUUUGGUCCAUUUAAGAAAUUAUUCAACGAUGCUAUGUGUGGGUGGAUGAAAUGUCAUCCUGGAAACACAAUCUCUAUUUAUGACAUCCCAACUAUAGUGAGAACAGCAUUGCCAAAAGCGGCAACGCCAUCAAACAUACAGGCAGGAUUUCGCUCUACUGGAAUAUGGGAAUUCAAUAAACAUAUUUUUACUGAAGAAGACUUUCUAUGUUCUUCAGUAACCGACCGUCCAUUGAAUAGCCCUAUUGUAGAAGUGGGCCAAUGUGAGGUUGAAGAAGGUAGGCCUAGAGAUGAUGCCACCAUUAGGGAAAUGGAAGAGUCUCAGCAUCAGCAAGAACCUCAACCCAGCACAUCAUAUGCCAACCAACCAUGUCCAUCUAAUGCCCAGGUUUUGUCAGUCAGCCCUAUGGAUAUAAGACCUCUACCAAAAGCUGGUCCACGCAAAAGUCAAAAACGCAAGAGCCUAAAGUCUGCAAUUCUGACAAGCACACCCGUUAAGGAGAACAUUCGCAUAGAAGAGAUGAAGAGGCGAGAAGAGACGUUGAUGGUUGACGGUGUCAAAGGCACGGGAAAGAUCACAAAAUAUGCCCGCAGUAUCACUGCCAGAGUCAACAGAAGAGAAGGCGGUAUUAAGGAAAUCAUUUAUCGCGUGAGUGGUUGA